AUGCUGUCUCUGAGCUGUGCUGACCCGUGGCCUGAAGGCUCGGUGGGUCUGGAGGAGGAGGUGGUGACGGUGCAGACGGAGGAGCGGGGCGGCAGCAGCGUGAGCGGCUGCUGCAGCUCCGUCAGCCUGGACGACAGCCUGACCAGCCUGCAGUGGCUGCAGGAGUUCUCCAUCCUCGGCGCCAACGGGCCCCAGCAGCCGCACCACCAGCCGCACCUGUUCGCCCGCCGCCAGCUGGGCUCCGAGGCCCCGGCCUCCCCUCUGGCCGCGGACCCCGCCUCCAUCGGCACGCCGCUGACCCCGGGGAAGCCCACGGCGGCGGCCUACAGCAGGUUGCAGACGCUCCCCGGCAUCGUGGCUCACGGUCACUGCCCGGACGAGGUGGACUACAAGACCAACGCGCACAUCAAGCCUCCCUACUCCUACGCCACCCUCAUCUGCAUGGCCAUGCAGGCCAGCAAGAAGACCAAGAUCACUCUGUCCUGCAUCUACAAGUGGAUCACCGACAACUUCUGCUACUACCGGCACGCCGACCCCACCUGGCAGAACUCCAUCCGACACAACCUGUCGCUCAACAAGUGCUUCAUCAAGGUGCCGCGGCAGAAGGACGAGCCGGGGAAGGGCGGCUUCUGGAAGAUCGACCCGCAGUACGCCGAGCGCCUCCUGAGCGGCGCCUACAAGAAGAGGAGGAUGCCGCCGGUCCAGAUCAACCCGGCCCUGCAGAACAGGCUCCGGAUCAACCUGCAGCCGCCGUCCCGAGGCCCCUGCAGCCCCACCGGCAGUCACGGCCUGAGCGUCAACCCGGAGUCCCAGCGGCUCCUCCGGGAGUUUGAAGAAGCCACCGGCGCCGACCAGAACUGGGACCCACAUCUGGCUGAGGGGACCAUGCUGGGGUCCUGGCCGGCGGUCCGAGGUCGAGGGGCUCACAAAAGGAAACCGGGCUCCAGAAACGGCGGCGCCAAAGCCCCCCGGCGCUCCAGCUCCCCGCUGCUCUGCGUGGUGGACGAGCAGAAGGAGAUCGGACCACUCAAGGGCGACUUCGACUGGGACGCCCUGCUGGACUCGGCCCUCAGCGGCGAGCUCAGCCUGGACGGAGGAGAACCGCUGAGCCCCAUCAUGAAAGAGGAGGACCUGACGGUGCGGGGGACCCACAUCUCCCCCGCCGACGCGCCCGCCGGGACGGCAGACAUCCACGUGCUGGUGGAGACCCAGAGGAAUAACGACGUGUCGGACUUUGACGAGGAGACCUUCCUGGCCACGGCCUUCCUGGAGAGCCCCUGGCCGGAGGAGGAGGAGGAGCAGAGCCGCAGUGACUACCUCUGUAGCUCCACCGUCAACCUGGACCAGCUGUUCGACCUCGGGGACUCGUUAGGCGGAGACCCCAGCACCCGGAUCGACACCCUCCUCUGA
This is a messenger RNA of Scomber japonicus (chub mackerel), 1410 nucleotides long. RefSeq names its product forkhead box protein J1-A-like. Lineage: Eukaryota; Metazoa; Chordata; Actinopteri; Scombriformes; Scombridae. The record is from RefSeq and is a predicted model, not a curated record. Gene Ontology annotation, biological process: regulation of DNA-templated transcription. Gene Ontology annotation, molecular function: sequence-specific DNA binding; DNA-binding transcription factor activity. The transcript is spliced from 2 exons. Bases 1 to 1410 code for a protein of 469 amino acids.